Coregonus sp. 'balchen' is the source of this 11969-nucleotide messenger RNA. The record is from the annotation of a GenBank genome assembly. NCBI's taxonomy places the organism in Eukaryota, Metazoa, Chordata, Actinopteri, Salmoniformes, Salmonidae.
GUAAGAGGACAGACGGGUAGGGUUGGGGUUAGACGAGUAGGUAGGUGGAGUUCUUUGUUCCUUUACAAGGACUUGUGACUCGUCACUGGCAAUGCUGUCUGUCUACAUGAACAAGGGACUUGUGACUGGAUGACAUGGCGGCCUCCUUGAACAAUUCAACCACCCAUAUCCCAAGUGAGUUGUUCACCUGAAAUGGGAUCAUUUGGAAUGGAAUUGAGCCUAUACCUCCAUGUAAUGUUAUGUAAAUAAUGAUAUGUCUGAAACAGAUUAAGCACAUUGCUUUACAUCGUGUGACCUAUUUUGUGUGUGUGUGUGUGUGUGUGUGUGUGUGUGUGUGUGUGUGUGUGUGUGUGUGUACCUAAAGCCUCGUCUAGCAUGGACCUACCUCACUACCUCCUUAUCGGGGUGUUUCUACUCACCGUCCUGGUCUUCAUAGUGCUGGGGACUCUGUGGCUGAAAAAGUAAGACGGCUCACCUCAAUGGGUUUGUGAGAAAUGGUCUGUAUUCUACUACUAGGUUAAACAUUGCAGUUUGAAGUUAAGUGAGCUAGUAGGUCCUCUGAAAGCUGUAUAGACUUAGACUGUACAGAUUCAGAAAGGGCCAAGCACUGCAUCUACGACAACUGCAAAGUAACAACCCUCGGCAAUUUUGGAAUUAAAUGUAUAAACUGGGUCCAAAAAGAGUUACAAAAAUGUCCAUGGAAAUCAUACUGGAAAAUGGUGAACUUGAACAUUAGAAGAAUUGUGUUUUGGAUAACUGGGAGAAAGGUUAGCAAAAACCAAUUUUCAGGCAACAGUAUACCAUCUGUGUUUUGAUGAUGACUUAAAUUAUACUUGUAACUUAAAGAAUGGGUUGGAAAUUGAGAUGAAUAGGGCUGGAUACACCUCAAACUCAUUCCUGAAUGAAACAUUUACUAUGAAGGCUGCUGGGAAAAGCAACAAGGAGUAGAGGAGCUUCCAAAUGAAGUCCGAAAGUCUCCUAGUUGUUUUUCUAUUAAAACUCUUUAGGGGGAAGAUCAGCUUUAAUAUUACAGAUAGAUUGUAGCUUAAAUCAAUGUAAUUGUCUGCAUCAUUUCCAAUCCACAAUAUAUUUUUCUGUCAAUAUAUAUUUAUAUACCCGUACCAGUCAAAAGUUUGGACACACCUACUCAUUCUACGGUUUUUCUUUAUUUUUACUAUUUUCUACAUUGUAGAAUAAUAGUGAAGACAUCAAAACUAUGAAAUAACACAUAUGGAAUCAUGUAGUAACCAAAAAAGUGUUAAACAAAUCAAAAUAUAUUUUAUAUUUUUGAGAUUCUUCAAAGUAGCCACCAUUUGCCUUGAUGAGCUUUGCUCAACCAGCUUCAUGAGGUAGUCACCUGGAAUGCAUUUCAAUUAACAGGUGUGCCUUCUUAAAAGUUAAUUUGUGGAAUUUCUUUCUUAAUGCGUUUGAAUCAAUCAGUUGUGUUGUGACAAGGUAGGGGGGGGUAUACAGAAGAUAGCCCUAUUUGGUAAAAGACCAAGUCCAUAUUAUGGCAAGAACAGCUCAAAUAGGCAAAGAGAAACGAAACUCCAUCAUUGCUUGUGUUAUUUCAUAGUUUUGAUGUCUUCACUAUUAUUCUACAAUGUAAAAAAUUUUGAAAAUUAAAGAAAAACCCUUGAAUGAGUAGGUGUGUGUCAACUUUUGUCUGGUAGUGUAUAUACCUUCGGAAAGUAUUCAGACCCCUUGACUUUUUCCACAUUUUGUUACGUUACAGCCUUAUUCUAAAAUGGAUUAAAUAAAACAAAUUCCUCAGCAAUCUACACACAAUACCCCAUAAUGACAAAGCGAAAACAGGUUGUUAUAAAUGUUUGCACAUUUAUGUAAAGUAACCUAACCCUAAGGGUUAAGUACUCAGACCCUUUGCUAUGAGACUCGAAGUUGAGCUCAGGUGCAUCCUGUUUCCAUUGAUCAUCCUUGAGAUAUUUCUACAACUUGAUUGGAGUCCACCUGUGGUAAAUUCAAUUCAUUGGACAUGAUUUGGAAAGGCACACACCUGACAGUGCUCUAGAGUUCCUCUGUGGAGAUGGGAGAACCUUCCAGAAGGACAACCAUCUCUGCAGCACUCCACCCAUCAGGCCUUUAUGGUACAGUGGCCAGACGGAAGCCACUCCUCAGUAAAAGGCACAUGACAGCCCGCUUGGAGUUUGCCGAAAGGCACCUAAAGACUCUCAGACCAUGAGAAACAAGAUUCUCUGGUCUGAUGAAACCAAGAUUGAAGUCUUUGGCCUGAAUGCCAAGCGUCACGUCUGGAGGAAACCUGGCACCAUCCCUACGGUGAAGCAUUGUGGUGGCAGCAUCAUGCUGUGGGGAUGUUUUUCAGCGGCAGGGACUGGGAGACUAGUCAGGAUUGAGGAAAAGAUUAACGGGGCAAAGUACAGAUAGAUCCUUGAUGAAAACCUGCUCCAGAGUGCUCAGGACCUCAGACUGGGGCGAAGGUUCACCUUCCAACAGGACAAUGACUCUAAGCCAAGACAACGCAGGAGUGGCUUCGGGACAAGUCUCUGAAUGUCCUUGAGUGGCCCAGCCAGAGCCCGGACUUGAACCCGAUCGAACAUCUCUGGAGAGACCUGAAAAUAGCUGUGCAGCAACGCUCCCAAUCCAACCUGACAGAGCGUGAGAGGAUCUGCAGAGAAGAAUGGGAGAAACUCCCCAAAUACAGGUGUGCCAAGCUUGUAGCGUCAUACCCAAGAAGACUCGAUGCUGUAAUCGCUGCCAAAGGUGCUUCAACAAAGUACUGAGUAAAGGGUCGGAAUACUUAUGUAAAUGUUUUUUUUUAUAUAAAUGUGCAAACAACGUGCAAACAUUUCUAAAAACCAGUUUUUGCUUUGUCAUUAUGGGGUAUUGUGUGUAGAUUGAUGAGGGGAAACAACAAUGUAAUACAUUUUAGAAUAAGGCUGUAACCUAACAAAAUGUGGAAAAUGUCAAGGGGUCUGAAUACUUUCCGAAUGCACUGUACUACAUAGUAUAUUUUCUGUCAGCCAUUCCCAUAUGGACCAUCCAUUCGUAGAACAUCCUCCCUUUUGCCUGUUGUCAGGUAUCGUUCCUUGGAGCGGAUCAUUCGGGACCUGCGAGGAGGAAGGCCUCUGGGAAAUGUAGUUUCCACUCCAGACUCCCCGGUUCUCUCGCCUGCUUCCCCUUGCCCCGUUACCUUCACAGAGAGACUGGGGAAAGAGGACCCUGAGGAGCAGACACCACUACAAGGAAACAAGACCAGGUCUGUCACUACCAGACUGCCAUGGAGGCCGCUACAACAGGUACGCAUACAUAUUCUACACACACACACACACACACACACACACACACACACACACACACACACAUAGGACUAUACACACGUGCAAGCACACACACACACACGCAGGCACACACACACACAGACAGGAUCUACAGACAGUGUACAUGGAUGAUGUACAGUAGGUAAUAACCAGAUUUUAUAUCAGAGGAGGCUGGUGGGAGGGGCUCAUUGUAAUGGCUGGAAUGGAAUAAAUGGAACGGUAUCAAACACAUGGAAACCAUGGAAACCACACGUUUUCUCUGUUCCACUGAUUCCAUUCCAGCCAUUACAAUGAGCCCGUCCUCCUAUAGCUUCUCCCCCCAGCCUCCACUGUUGUAUGCAGUUUAAAAAUCAUACAAAGUUGAGUAAGUCGAUGUGAUUAUCUCCAGGGUCCCCGCUUCACCAAGUCAGACCUCAGUCUGCUGCAGCUCAUCAAGGCAGGGAAGGAGGGAGCCUUCUACAAGGCCAGGAUGACACGGGGAACCUGCAAGGGCCACGGCAUGUUCACCUGCAAGAUCACCAAAGAGGGUACAGUAGGCUAGGCAACCACCAGAUCACCAAAGAGGGUAUGCUAGGCUAGGCUAGGCUACCACCAGAUUACCAAAGAGGCUAUGCUAGGUAGGCUAGGCUACCACCAGAUCACCAAAGAGGGUAUGCUAGGCUAGGCUACCACCAGAUUACCAAAGAGGCUAUGCUAGGCUACCACCAGAUUACCAAAGAGGUACAGAGGCUAGUACCACCAGAUCACCAACGGGUUAAUGCUAGGCUACCACAGAUCACCAAAGAGGUAUGUAGGCUAGGUAGGAUACCAUAGGCUACCACCAGAUCACCAAAGAGGGUAUGCUAGGCUACCACCAGAUUACCAAAGAGGCUAUGCUAGGCUAGGCUACGCUACCACCAGUACACUCCUCAACCACUGAUAAACAGUUGAUAAUCUUAUACCCAUAAUGAUCAGAGAUUAAAUGUCCAUUGAGACUGAGGAAGCAAUGAGACACUGCUUUAGUGAGGUGAAAGGUCACAAAGGUUGCAUCCCAAAUGGCAGCCUAUUCCCCAGUGCUCUAUAUUAUGGGUCCUGGUCAAAAAUAGUGCACUGUAUAAGGAAUUAUUUUUAUUGAUUUUUUGUCAGUUAGUAUAUAUUAGUUAGUAUAUAUAUAUACAGUGGGGAGAACAAGUAUUUGAUACACUGCCGAUUUUGCAGGUUUUCCUACUUACAAAGCAUGUAGAGGUCUGUCAUUUUUAUCAUAGGUACACUUCAACUGUGAGAGACGGAAUCCAAAACAAAAAUCCAGAAAAUCACAUUGUAUGAUUUUUAAGUAAUUCAUUUGCAUUUUAUUGCAUGACAUAAGUAUUUGAUCACCAACCAACCAGUAAGAAUUCCGGCUCUCACAGACCUGUUAGUUUUUCUUUAAGAAGCCCUCCUGUUCUCCACUCAUUACCUGUAUUAACUGCACCUGUUUGAACUUGUUACCUGUAUAAAAGACACCUGUCCACACACUCAAUCAAACAGACUCCAACCUCUCCACAAUGGCCAAGACCAGAGAGCUGUGUAAGGACAUCAGGGAUAAAUUGUAGACCUGCACAAGGCUGGGAUGGGCUAUAGGACAAUAGGCAAGCAGCUUGGUGAGAAGGCAACAACUGUUGGCGCAAUUAUUAGAAAAUGGAAGAAGUUCAAGAUGACGGUCAAUCAACCUCGGUCUGGGGCUCCAUGCAAGAUCUCACCUCGUGGGGCAUCAAUGAUCAUGAGGAAGGUGAGGGAUCAGCCCAGAACUACACGGCAGGACCUGGUCAAUGACCUGAAGAGAGCUGGGACCACAGUCUCAAAGAAAACCAUUAGUAACACACUACGGCGUCAUGGAUAAAAAAUUCUGCAGCGCACGCAAGGUCCCCCUGCUCAAGCCAGCGCAUGUCCAGGCCCGUCUGGUUUGCCAAUGACCAUCUGGAUGAUCCAGAGGAGGAAUGGGAGAAGGUCAUGUGGUCUGAUGAGACAAAAAUAUAGCUUUUUGGUCUAAACUCCACUCGCCGUGUUUGGAGGAAGAAGAAGGAUGAGUACAACCCCAAGAACACCAUCCCAACCGUGAAGCAUGGAGGUGGAAACAUCAUUCUUUGGGGAUGCUUUUCUGCAAAGGGGACAGGACGACUGCACCGUAUUGAGGGGAGGAUGGAUGGGGCCAUGUAUCGUGAGAUCUUGGCCAACAACCUCCUUCCCUCAGUAAGAGCAUUGAAGAUGGGUCGUGGCUGGGUCUUCCAGCAUGACAACGACCCGAAACACACAGCCAGGGCAACUAAGGAGUGGCUCCGUAAGAAGCAUCUCAAGGUCCUGGAGUGGCCUAGCCAGUCUCCAGACCUGAACCCAAUAGAAAAUCUUUGGAGGGAGCUGAAAGUCUGUAUUGCCCAGCGACAGCCCCGAAAACCUGAAGGAUCUGGAGAAGGUCUGUAUGGAGGAGUGGGCCAAAAUCCCUGCUGCAGUGUGUGCAAACCUGGUCAAGACCUACAGGAAACGUAUGAUCUCUGUAAUUGCAAACAAAGGUUUCUGUACCAAAUAUUAAGUUCUGCUUUUCUGAUGUAUCAAAUACUUAUGUCAUGCAAUAAAAUGCAAAUGAAUUACUUAAAAAUCAUACAAUGUGAUUUUCUGGAUUUUCGUUUUAGAUUCCGUCUCUCACAGUUGAAGUGUACCUAUGAUAAAAAAAUUACAGACCUCUACAUGCUUUGUAAGUAGGAAAACCUGCAAAAUCGGCAGUGUAUCAAAUACUUGUUCUCCCCACUGUAUAUAUAAAUAUAUAUAUAUAUUUUUUCAUACUGGCCCCCCUGGGGAAUCGAACCCACAACCCUGGCGUGCCUACCAACUGAGCUACAUCCCUGCCGCAUUCCUCCCUACCUGGACCAAUUGUCGCCGCCCGUGGUUUCCGGUCGCGGCAGGCUACGACAGAGCCUGGAUUCGAACCAGGAUCUCUAGUGGCACAGCUAGUACUGCGAUGCAGUGCCUUAGACCACUGCGCCACUCGGGAGUAGUAGUAGUAAUAAUAAUAAUAAUAAUAACAAUAAUAAUAAUAAUAAUAAUAUUAUUAUUAUUAUUAUUAUUAUUUGGUGGGUGCUUAUAUUUGUCCUAUUUCACACAUGUACAAGUGUAUAUUAAUACGCAUGUGUGAAUUGGAAGUGUGUUUUUGCAUAUCCCAACUCUCCCAGAGACACCCUCGGAGAGUGGGGCCAGGGUCUGUAUAGGGAAUAGCGUGCUAUUUGGAACGUCACAAAGAGCCAGGGCUGGACGCUGACCUUUUACAAGAAGAACAUGUGCGCCUAAUUUGAGAAAUGUAGGUGCACACAAAUGCAUUUAGGGGCACAAUUAAAAAUAUUUGAGGUAUUAAAGCUAGAAUCCUUAAUUGUUCUAUGCACACUGGUGCUCCUAAAUUAAAAUUCCAGGUCGCACAGCAAGAUAUUUUGGGGCAUAUGCGAGUCAAAUGGUGGCACUGUAGAACCCUGAGAGUUCAAUCUGUUUUUCACUAAUAGCAUCCAUUUUGUCCUGUAGGUGUGACCCCUAAGCAUGUGGAGAUGGAGGUAUCCAUCAUGAGGAAGCUGGUGCACCACAAUAAUGUUCUCCAGCUGCUGGACUGGAACUCCACUGAGGGUAAGGACAGACACCACCUCCAUCUGCUGGACUGGAACACCACUAAGGGUAAGGACAGACACCACCUCCGGCUGCUGGACUGGAACACCACUGAGGGUAAGGACAGACACCACCUCCGGCUGCUGGACUGGAACUCCACUGAGGGUAAGGACAGACACCACCUCCGGCUGCUGGACUGGAACACCACUGAGGGUAAGGACAGACACCACCUCCGGCUGCUGGACUGGAACUCCACUGAGGGUAAGGACAGACACCACCUCCGGCUGCUGGACUGGAACUCCACUGAGGGUAAGGACAGACACCACCUCCGGCUGCUGGACUGGAAACUCACUGAGGGUAAGGACAGACACCACCUCCGGCUGCUGGACUGGAACACCACUGAGGGUAAGGACAGACACCACCUCCGGCUGCUGGACUGGAACUCCACUGAGGGUAAGGACAGACACCACCUCCGGCUGCUGGAUUGGAACACCACUGAGGGUAAGGACAGACACCACCUCCGGCUGCUGGACUGGAACACCACUGAGGGUAAGGACAGACACCACCUCUGGCUGCUGGACUGGAACUCCACUGAGGGUAAGGACAGACACCACCUCCGGCUGCUGGACUGGAAACACCACUGAGGGUAAGGACAGACACCACCUCCGGCUGCUGGACUGGAACUCCACUGAGGGUAAGGACAGACACCACCUCCGGCUGCUGGACUGGAACACCACUGAGGGUAAGGACAGACACCAUCUCCGGCUGCUGGACUGGAACACCACUGAGGGUAAGGACAGACACCAUCUCCGGCUGCUGGACUGGAACACCACUGAGGGUAAGGACAGACACCACCUCCGGCUGCUGGACUGGAACACCACUGAGGGUAAGGACAGACACCACCUCCGGCUGCUGGACUGGAACUCCACUGAGGGUAAGGACAGACACCACCUCCGGCUGCUGGACUGGAACUCCACUGAGGGUAAGGACAGACACCACCUCCGGCUGCUGGACUGGAACUCCACUGAGGGUAAGGACAGACACCACCUCCGGCUGCUGGACUGGAACUCCACUGAGGGUAAGGACAGACACCACCUCCGGCUGCUGGAUUGGAACACCACUGAGGGUAAGGACAGACACCACCUCCGGCUGCUGGACUGGAACACCACUGAGGGUAAGGACAGACACCACCUCCGGCUGCUGGACUGGAACACCAUGAGGGUAAGGACAGACACACCUCCGGCUGCUGGACUGGAACUACCACUGAGGGUAAGGACAGACACCACCUCCGGCUUGCUGGACUGGAAACUCCACUGAGGGUAAGGACAGACACCACCUCCGGCUGCUGGACGGAACUCCACUGAGGGUAAGGACAGACACCACCUCCGGCUGCUGGACUGGAACACCACUGAGGGUAAGGACAGGGACACCACCUGCCGGCUGCUGGACUGGAACACCACUGAGGGUAAGGACAGACACCACCUCCGGCUGCUGGACUGGAACUCCACUGAGGGUAAGGACAGACACCACCUCCGGCUGCUGGACUGGAACUCCACUGAGGGUAAGGACAGACACCACCUCCGGCUGCUGGACUGGAAACACCACUGAGGGUAAGGACAGACACCACACUCGGCUUGCUGGACUGGAACUCCACUGAGGGUAAGACAGACACCACCUCCGGCUGCUGGAUUGGAACACCACUGAGGGUAAGGACAGACACCACCUCCGCUGCUGGACUGGAACACCACUGAGGGUAAGGACAGACAGACAACCACCUCCCCGGCUGCUGGACUGGAACCACCACUGAGGGUAAUGGGACAGGACACCACCUACCGGCUGCUGGACUGAACCCACUGAGGGUAAGGACAGACACCACCUCCGGCUGCUGGACUGGAACUCCACUGAGGGUAAGGAGGGAAAACGAGCCGCAUGCUGAUUCAGGGUUGCGGCCCAAAUGACACCCUACUUUUAUAGUGUACUAUUUUUGACCACUCUAUGUGUCUGCAUUAUUUACAUUGUCUGUCUCCAUAUAGAAUAGAAAAAGUGGCUCCUUAUCUAUAAUAUAUUUCCUACAACUACUGCAAGCUGAAUUCUAAUGGUAGUGUGUGUGUGUGUGUGUGUGUGUUGUGUGUGUGUGUGUGGUGUGUGUGUGUGUGUGUGUGUGUGUGUGUGUUUGUGCCUGUGUGUGUCCUCCCAGAACCCUAUGUGUUGAUCAUGGAGUUUGUGAGCUAUGGAACCCUGCGGAGCUUCCUUCAGACCAACAGAGACAAGCUGGCCAAUGACCCUGAGCUACAGAGCCUGCUCACCAUUGCAUCCUAUCACAUCGCACUGGCCAUGGAACACCUCCGAUCCAAAAUGGUACCCAGUUUCCUCCUCCUCCCACACAUUCCUUAUGACACCAACUGCCACUGGCAUUACUGGUCUUGGACCUGUCCUUACUCAGACAGACAGACAGACAGUAACUGUUCUGGGAUCUGUGUUGUGUUUCAGGUGGUGCACUGUGACCUGGCCCUCAGGAACAUCAUGGUGAGCAGGUUUCCCUGGGAGGUAAAGGUGUCAGAGUUUGGUCUGGCCAGAGACCUGACCCGCAUGAGGAGCCGACGCAGCAGCCGCAGGAAACACCCACAGGUCUGUCACACACACACACACACACACACACACACACACACACACACACACACACACACACACACACACACACACACACACACACACAGGGUUCAGUCACACACACACACACACACACACACACACACACACAGGGUUCAGUCACACACACACACACACACACACAGGGUUCAGUCACACGCACACAUGCUGACAGAAACCACAUGAAACACCUAUGGGUCAGAUGACUUCAUACUGUGGCAAAUUCGGGGGGUAGUCCAGUCACAGGGAUAUUGACAAUGCUUUUUAGGACAGGAUUAGGCUUAAUCUGUCGCAGGAAACUGGCCCUAAACGUGAUGAUGGUCUUGGUGUGAGUUUUAAAGGGUAACUGUUUCCAAUGUACGGUUACGUGUGUAGGAACGUGUGCCCCUACGCUGGUACCCCCCUGAGUACUUCAGAAUCAACUAUUACAGCUUCAAGGGGGAUGUGUGGGCGUUUGGCAUCGUGCUGUGGGAGAUGCAGACAUUUGGUGAGUUUUGUGUUCAUAAACAAUGGAAACAAAAUGUCUGCCAUCAUUUACAAGCCUGUAUAGGUGGCUGCCCAGUGCGCAUAAUGAUGACAGGACUGAGAUUGUAUUCAUCUAACCCUUUAUUUACCCAGAUAAGUAAAUUAGAACAAAUUCUAAAUUCGAUGUGAUUAUAACACCUUGGACAUUACAACAGUGGGUGCUUGUGGUUUGGCAGGCACCUUACCGUACCCUGAACCUGGAGACGCCAGAGGCCGUGGUCUAUCACAUCUGUGCCGGUCACAAGAACAAAGACCCCGAGGGCUGCAGGCCAGAGAUGUGAGUGACCGUGACAUCAUUGGUAGUGUUGUGGUUACCGCAGCGACAGUGCCAUGUUCAGUAGGGCACAAUGUAGCAAAACAAAAAUCUGUGUUCUUAUUGGACAAGUUCAGGUAGGACCUCUUUGUUUAAAAUAAUGUCUCCUUCCUGAACACAACCCAGGCAUGCACAAAGCCCCUCUGUGGAAUACUGGAUGAAGCUUUUAGGUUGAAAGUAUUCUAGGGGCUUCGUCACAAAUGGCUCCCAAUUCAUUAUUUAGUGCACUACUUUUGAACAGAAGCCCUAUGGAUGCAGUCCUAGCUCUCCCUCUCCCUCUCGCUCUCGCUCCCUCUCAGACUGCAGAUAAUGCGAGACUGCUGGAUGGAACCCUACACUUCCAGGCCGUCCUUCACAGACAUAGUGAGAAUCCUGGAGGACGUCAUGGAUAAUGAUUCAGUGAGCCAUCUUCCAUCCACCUCUUCUUCUUCCUCUGUGGAGUUCUAUGACAGUUGGAAUAGAAUCUCUUCUGUGGAGUUCUAUGACAGUUGGAAUAGAAUCUCUUCUGUGGAGUUCUAUGACAGUUGGAAUAGAAUCUCUUCUGUGGAGUUCUAUGACAGUUGGAAUAUAAUCUUCUGUGGAGUUCUAUGACAGUUGGAAUAGAAUCUUCUGUGGAGUUCUAUGACAGUUGGAAUAGAAUCUUCUAGGAUUUUGGAUUCGUCUAUAGCAGUGGUCACCAACCUUUUUUGAGACGAGAUCACUUUCAGAAUUUUUUUUAACAUUACUUAAAAAAACAUAUCCCUGUGCAACAUUAACCUAUUAAAACAGUUCUGUAGUAAUGAGGUUUGUGCAGUAGGCUAUAGGCCCAAACAAUUAUCACCGUAUAUUGGCUUUGCUUGAAUUUCCCUGACAAUGUUGUUCUUCUCAGACCAUUUUUGAGGUCGGCUAUGAUCACACCGGAAUAGUGAUCAGAGUGAGCAUGAAUUUAAACAAUUUGCUUUUUUUUUAUUUUACUGGGCUGAUGGUGCCUGCAUCCGAUGGUCAGUUCAGCAGAGGGAGAGAACAGUCAGACUAGGGUCGCUCUCAACAUCCUCGCUCUGCCUCUCAACUCCCUCCGCUCUGACCAUUCAACAUCCCUCUCUCCGCUCUCACACCUCCCUCUCCCUCCGCUCCUCUGCAGCCCUCCGCUCCUCCGCUCUUGCGGCCUCCGCAUCCCGCCUCUCGAGCCUCGCUCCUCCGCCUCUCUGGCCCUCCGCUCCUCGACUCUCUGCAGCCCUCCGUCCCCUCUCCUUUUCUGCAUGCCGAUCUGCUCGAUCACCCUCUUUUGAGCCCUCCGUCCUCCGCUAACUUCUGGAGCUCCUUGCACUGCUCUCUCUCGGCCAUCCUCCAUUCGCCUAUCUUCAGCCCUCUCGAUUCCCCUCAUCUGGUCCCACCCUUCCGAUCCUUCAACAUCUCUUCCACUCUUAACGCCCUCUGCAGCCCUCCGCUCCAUCACCCUAUCAGCCCUCCGCUCCUCCGCCUCUCUGGCCCUCCGUCCUCCGCCCUACUGCAGCCUCCGCUCUCUUCGCUUGCUCAAUCCCUCGCUUCGCUUCUCUGCAGCCCUUCGGUCUCGCUCUGCUCGCACGCUCAUAUCAGCUGCGCCUCUC